This is a messenger RNA of Parnassius mnemosyne (clouded apollo), 1680 nucleotides long. Lineage: Eukaryota; Metazoa; Arthropoda; Insecta; Lepidoptera; Papilionidae. The record is from the annotation of a GenBank genome assembly.
AUGGCUUCGCCCUCAGCCACAGACUCUCCAGAAGAGGAGAGCACCGACGUCCCCGAGGUGACGCAAACAGAGACGAGAGCGGCCGUGUCGCGACUCCGGGCUAAGAACACAGCGCCCGGACCCGACGGAGUUCCUGGUCGAGCUCUCGUCCUGGCUCUGAAAGAGCUAGAGCCCCAGCUGAGAGGGCUCUUCACGGCAUGUCUCGAGCAGGGUCAGUUUCCCAGUGUGUGGAAGGAGGGGAGGCUGGUCCUGCUCAGGAAGGAGGGGCGCCCCGCGGACUCACCGUCCGCGUACCGGCCCAUAGUGCUGCUCGACGAGGCGGGCAAACUUCUUGAGCGCAUCGUCGCAGAUCGCCUCGUCAGCCACUUGUGCAGAGAGGGGCCGGACCUGGACGAGAACCAGUUUGGUUUUCGUCGCGGGCGCUCCACCAUAGACGCUAUUACGCGCGUGAGGGCCCUGGCGGAGGAGACAGUAUCCCGGGGUGGGGUGGUGCUGGCGGUGUCCUUAGACAUCUCCAACGCCUUCAACACCCUACCCUGGAGUUGUAUUCGGGAGGCGCUGAAUUACCAUCGCGUGCCUCCCUACCUCCGCCGCACAAUAGGGACUUACCUUGAGGAGAGAUGCGUUACCUAUUGGGGACGUGACGGCGCUGGUCGGCGCGUCAUGUCGUGCGGUGUUCCGCAGGGAUCGGUCUUGGGACCGCUCCUGUGGAACAUCGGCUACGACUGGGUGCUGAGAGCCACAGACUCUCCAGAAGAGGAGAGCACCGAUGUCCCCGAGGUGACGCAAGCAGAGACGAGAGUGGCCGUGUCGCGACUCCGGGCUAAGAACACUGCGCCCGGACCCGACGGAGUUCCUGGUCGAGCUCUCGUCCUGGCUCUGAAGGAGCUAGAGCCCCAGCUGAGAGGGCUCUUCACGGCAUGUCUCGAGCAGGGUCAGUUUCCCAGUGUGUGGAAGGAGGGGAGGCUGGUCCUGCUCAGGAAGGAGGGGCGCCCCGCGGACUCACCGUCCGCGUACCGGCCCAUAGUGCUGCUCGACGAGGCGGGCAAACUUCUUGAGCGUAUCAUCGCAGAUCGCCUCGUCGGCCACUUGUGCAGAGAGGGGCCGGACCUGGACGAGAACCAGUUUGGUUUUCGUCGCGGGCGCUCCACCAUAGACGCUAUUACGCGCGUGAGGGCCCUGGCGGAGGAGACAGUAUCCCGGGGUGGGGUGGUGCUGGCGGUGUCUUUAGACAUCUCCAACGCCUUCAACACCCUACCCUGGAGUUGUAUUCGGGAGGCACUGAAUUACCAUCGCGUGCCUCCCUACCUCCGCCGCAUAAUAGGGGCUUACCUUGAGGAGAGAUGCAUUACCUAUUGGGGACGUGACGGCGCUGGUCGGCGCGUCAUGUCGUGCGGUGUUCCGCAGGGAUCGGUCUUGGGACCGCUCCUGUGGAACAUCGGCUACGACUGGGUGCUGAGAGGUGAACUCCCGUCGGGCGCCGAAUUGACGUGUUAUGCGGAUGACACGCUCGUCACUGCCCGGGGGAGUUCGCACAGGGAAGCAGCGUUGGUUGCCACGGCUGCGGUGUCACAAGUGGUGAACCGCAUCCGGCGCCUGGGCCUGGAGGUGGCCCUAAAGGGUGUAGAGAACUCCGGGUUUUCAUUCGGGAGUCCUACUACUCUUAAUCUAAAUAUGUAA